Belonocnema kinseyi is the source of this 2004-nucleotide messenger RNA. It is a transcript of the gene ArfGAP3, whose product is annotated as ADP-ribosylation factor GTPase-activating protein 2. The transcript has 8 exons. The coding region runs from base 218 to 1852 and encodes 544 amino acids. Lineage: Eukaryota; Metazoa; Arthropoda; Insecta; Hymenoptera; Cynipidae. Gene Ontology annotation, biological process: COPI coating of Golgi vesicle. Gene Ontology annotation, molecular function: GTPase activator activity. The record is from RefSeq and is a predicted model, not a curated record.
AAUAAUAUAUAUCUUUCUAAGUUGCAAAAAGUGGGUAAAAAACAAAGUUUUUAUAUAUUGACUAAAUAUUCUAACAUAUAAACAUUACAAUGAAGGGAAAAAUAAUAGCCAAAAUGCCCUAAAAAAAGAUUGAGGUUUAUAUUGGAGACCCUGGGUUGAGUAAAUUCCAAAUGAUUUUCCCGUGAUCCCUUGCACGAGAGUUGACAACACGUCAAAAAUGGCAGAUGCAGGACCGAGCAAAAGUGACAUCGAGGAAGUUUUUAAAAGAUUACGAGCGAUUCCGACCAAUAAGUCAUGUUUCGACUGCAAUGCAAAAAACCCGGUGUGGUCCAGUGUCACAUACGGGGUUUUUCUCUGCAUCGAUUGCUCAGCCGUGCAUCGCAAUUUAGGAGUUCAUUUGACUUUCGUGCGUUCAACUCAACUUGAUACAAAUUGGACUUGGCUCCAGCUGAGAAAUAUGCAAUUAGGAGGAAAUGCCAACGCCAGAAAAUAUUUUGCUCAACACAAUUGUAUGACCAACGAUGCUCAGCAAAAAUACACGUCUCGGACUGCAAUGAUGUAUAAAGAUAAACUAUCGCAAGCAUCCGCAAAAGCGAUGCGGCAUUACGGAAAAAGGGUAUAUGUUCCUCCACUUCCAUACAAAUCGUUGCAUUUAGAGGAACAGCCAGAACCGGAGAAGGAAGAGCAGGCCGAGAUAGACUUUUUCAAGGAACAUGAGAGUUUCGAAUCCAACGAAAUCACAGUGCCUAAGGAGGAAAAGCCCAUUACCGCGUUUAGAGCUUUGAAUGUGGAAUCCUCUCCGAAAAUAUCUCCGAGUACCGAAGCACCUGUCAAUACUUCGGGACCGUCUGUUAAAUUGUCCGAUGCAAGUAAUCUUUCUACGGAAAGAAAAUCUACAAUCGGAGGAAGGACAGUUCAACCGAAGAGAGCUGGCCUUGGAAAAAAAGCGAGUGGCUUCGGGGGAGCCCAGCGAGUGAAGACAAACUUUGACGCGUUGGAGAAAAGCGCCAUGGAAGCUUCUCGAGACAUAGUAAACAAAGAUGUCCAAGAGAGAACCAAAGAAGAGCAAAACGAGAUUGACACUCGAUUAGCCUAUCGCUACGAACAAAACUUGACCAUGCAAGCGAAAAAACAGGAAGAAAAAACGAAACAACUUACUCCCUCAAAAGCUGGACAAGCUGAAAGACUCGGCAUGGGAUUCAACACUCGAGGAGGAGCGAGCCAUUCGGCUUUUGGAGACAUGAGUACGAUUACUCAGGAAUCAUCUUCAAAAGUGUUCACUUCUUCAGAGCCGAAGAGGGAACCGGAGAGGUUACGAUCGAUCGAGGAUGACGUCCGAACAAUAACAUUCGAGGAUGCUCUUGAUGAUUUUGCAUUUGAACACAGUUUCAGGAGUGCCGGAGCGAAUAGCAAACCUCGUAAUGACGAAGUUACUGUAAUUGCUGAGCCAGAACUCUCGAAACGAGCUACAUCUCGUCAAAAUUACUCCAGAGUCGAGAGCAAAACUACCGGCGAGGGAGAAGCUCAGAAGAAAUUCGGCAGUGCCAAAGGCAUCAGCAGCGAUCAGUACUUCCGUGACAGUGCCAAUGAUGAUAAUUGGGAACGGAAAAACAAUUUGCGUCGUUUCGAGGGUUCAUCGAGUAUUUCAUCAGCAGAUUACUUCGGAACUGGUCAGUCGAAUCCGACCUCGCCGACUUCUUCACUUUCAAUGAACCUCAGUGGUAGAGGUGGAAGCGUCGAUCUUGAGGAUGUGCGUGAAAGUGUGAGACAGGGAGUCAGCAAAGUAGCAGGAAGGUUAAGUUCACUCGCCAAUGCUGCAGUUACAUCAAUACAGGACCGUUAUGGACUUUGAACACAAAUUUUGGCAUUAAAUAUUGUUACUGGUGAAGUUUUCUUAUCCGUGUUGUUCUGUGGAUUGUAAAUAAAAGCUUCCGAGAGCGAGAAAGUGAAGGUGAAGCUCCUUUUACUGUUUUUAGGUAUUAAAUAAAGCGUUCAGUAAACAAA